AUGAGAUUUCAAUUAUUUUUACGGUGCUCACUUUUACGUCGUCACUUCUCCACAACAAGAUUUGAUGGCAGAAUUCCUUUGGAAUGUUUGCAAAAGACAGUCACCUUUCGGGAGGAUCAGCAAGCUCCUCAAGUUGAACUUCGUAUUCCCCUUAAAGCUGAUUGGAUCCCAACAGCAAUAGCGGAUGAUAUGAGAGCACGAUAUUCACACAGAAUUGAUCGGAACGGUUUUUUGGUGAUUGAAUCAUGUCGAACUUAUUCGGAGCAGCUGAACAUGGCUGACUGUAUUGAUAAAUUACGCAGCGCAAUGCUGGAAUGUCAAGAGAUUUUAGAUGGUCAGCAAAAAUGUGAAGUAAAAGUAGAUCCUAGAGUUGAAGCGAAACGUGAUAUCAAAUGGCGUCUUGCUGCAUUCGAAAACGAAAUAUAG
This is a messenger RNA of Brugia malayi, 426 nucleotides long. RefSeq lists its product as uncharacterized. The transcript has 2 exons. Bases 1 to 426 code for a protein of 141 amino acids. Lineage: Eukaryota; Metazoa; Nematoda; Chromadorea; Rhabditida; Onchocercidae. Gene Ontology annotation, cellular component: mitochondrial large ribosomal subunit. The record is from RefSeq and is a predicted model, not a curated record. Gene Ontology annotation, biological process: mitochondrial translational termination.